AUGAAUAAGAAAAGAAAAGAAACAAUGAUCGAUAAGCUGCAUGAGGAUUGUCUCAUAUCCAUAUUUCAGAAAUUGGAUUUCAUUGAUCGUGUUCGCCUUGAAGUCGUAUGUCAUAAAUGGUUCGAAAUACUACAGAAGCAAGCAAGCUAUGCAAACAUUAAAGAAUUGAACAUGGCCGAUUUUUUAGCAAAUGAUUCCAGCAGUUAUUUUCAGCAGGAGUUUAUUUCAUUCGCGCCAACAGUUAUUGGAGUAGUGAAACGUUGCGGGCGAUAUGUUCGGACGAUCAGUUUUGGUCAACGGUGGCUCAAAAUUUCACAGCCUAUUAUUGACGCUAUUGCCGAUUAUUGCACUCGCUUAACAGAACUUGACCUCGGUUGUAUUAUUCUGGAUGCUGAUAUAUCUAUCUUAUUGGAGAAGAUUGGCGAGAAUCUGGAAGUAUUUUCACUGGAAGAAACUAGUUGGGUGAAUAAAGAUGACGGUGAUAAGGUGCAAGAUUUCUUCCAACGAAUGAAAAAAUUAAAGAAAAUUAACCUCAGACGAGCUUCAUUUAAACUGAACAAACUUCACGAGCUUUCUCCUUGCCUCAAGAGCAUAGAGAUCAGUGGGACGAACUCACUUCCAGCAGAUAUUUUAAACGCAUUUCUCGCUCUACAUCCAAACCUAACUGAAUUGGAAUUAUGUCCACUGUCAGUAACAGAUGAUAUGACUUUAUCAUACAUCAGUGGUCUACCAGCAUUACAAUCUCUUCAUAUAGGAUAUAUACAGAAAGAAGCACAAGUUUUUCCAAUGGAACCAUUAGCUUUUCGCAAUACUAUUCAAGAUCUACAUAUUCAGGCAAGUAAUAACUGUACUGCCCUAACUGGACAAAGUCUACAAUUAAUAUUGGAAGGAUUAGUGAACUUGCGGUCGCUGACAAUUAUAAGCUGUUCGAAAGUGUUUGAUUACUCGUCGUUAUCACAGUGCCGUCAGCUAGAUUCAUUGAGUAUUGGACAUUCGCCCCAUCUUUCCGAUGAGGAGCUAAUUCAGCUAGCCGCUCGCAAGAAGCUCCACUCACUGACACUCAAUAAGUGCUUCAAUAUCACCAAUAACUCCAUACUAACCAUGAUCAGAGAUUGCACACUCAAUAAUAUCGCACUCAUAAACUGCGAUGAAAUAACGGAUGAAGUGCUUUACUCGUUAGCAUCAGUUCAGUAUGUCAUUGAAACGAUUUCAGUACAAGGAUGUCCUUGCAUUACCAGCAAAGGUGUAGCGGCUCUUGCACUAAUGAAAAAUAUUACAAAACUACGAGAACUCGAUAUUAGUCAUAAUAGGAACAUUGACGACAUGGCAAUAUUGUCAAUUCACAACGGACUUAAAUUAAAAAAGAGAGAAAGUGAAGAAAAUUGUGGAAAUGGGGAUAAGGAAAAUGAGAUACAGCCUCAGACUUCUUCUGACCUGCUAACAAUUUAUAUAUUCAAAACAAGCGUUUCGUUCCGGAUCGAAUCUCAUGUGAGCGAUCUGAUCAAUUUAUCGAACUAA
Molecule: messenger RNA, 1518 nt
Organism: Acanthocheilonema viteae
Lineage: Eukaryota; Metazoa; Nematoda; Chromadorea; Rhabditida; Onchocercidae
Source: the annotation of a GenBank genome assembly